Messenger RNA from Ctenocephalides felis (cat flea), 2074 nucleotides. Its product is annotated as putative glycerol kinase 5. Gene Ontology annotation, biological process: glycerol metabolic process; triglyceride metabolic process; glycerol-3-phosphate biosynthetic process. Bases 297 to 1898 code for a protein of 533 amino acids. NCBI's taxonomy places the organism in Eukaryota, Metazoa, Arthropoda, Insecta, Siphonaptera, Pulicidae. The record is from RefSeq and is a predicted model, not a curated record. The transcript is spliced from 10 exons. Gene Ontology annotation, cellular component: mitochondrion. Gene Ontology annotation, molecular function: glycerol kinase activity.
AAAUGUACUGAUGCCGUCCGCCGUCCGUCGUCCGUCGUCUUGUCCGCGUUGCGUUCGUGACGCAUGCGCGGCAUGCAACGAUAACAUGGAUACAUUCGGAACCAGUCGCAUUCGGGCAAAGCCAGUUGUAAAGUAAACGUGUUCGUUCGGUUUGUUAUUUCGGCUCAUGUUUUGUUAUGUGCGUUUUCGAAACUGCAGCACGUGGAAAUGAUACGCAUUCGAUACAAAUCAUAAUAUAACGCCAAUGAACAUUUUUCAUUAUUCGAAGCGAAUGCGAACCUGUGAUCAAGUCCAAAAUGAGCGUUAAAUAUAUCGCAUCCUUGGAUGUAGGAACGACAUCUGUGAGAUGUUACAUAUUUGACGGUGAAGCCAACGUGCUAUCUAAAUCGUCUGAACAGGUGGAUUUAAUAUAUCCCAGUCCUGGACGAGUCGAAAUUGAACCUGAGUCUUUAUUAGAAACAAUUUUGCUAGUUGUGAGGGAAGCCAUUAAAGGUGCUGGUUUGACUGUUGAUGAUAUAUCAGCAUUAGGAAUUUCUACUCAAAGGUCAACUUUUAUCACGUGGGAUAAAAAUACAGGAGAACCGUUUCAUAAUCUUAUCACGUGGAAGGACCUUAGGGCUGACUCUUUAGUUAGAAAAUGGAACAAUUCACUUACAAUGAAAGCAAUUCGCGUUGGAUCAUCGUGCUUACAUCUUUUGACCAGAAACAAGCGAUAUCUUGCUGGAAGUGUAUUAAAACUUAUGAAUACUCAGACAACAUUGAGGUUAUGCUGGUGCAUGCAGAACAUAACUGCGUUACGGGAAGCUAUUGCACAGGGUAAUGCACAGUUCGGAACCCUGGAUACUUGGUUAUUGUAUCGGCUGACUAAAGGACGGCUCUUCGCCACCGAGGUUUCCUCUGCCUCUGCGACCGGCAUGUUCGAUCCGUUUACUGGCCGCUGGGCUGGUUGGGCUCUCACCCUGUUUUCAAUACCCGCUGAUAUACUGCCGCAAAUAAUGGACACGGCGGGAAGUUUUGGCAGCACGCAUCCCGAUAUUUUUGGUUCUCCUCUUCGUAUUGCGUGCUCGAUAUCUGAUCAGUCGGCAUCCAUGUGGGGAUCGCAAUGCUUUAGUAAAGGCGAUUUGAAAGUGACGUUAGGAACGGGAAGUUUCCUAGACGUUAAUACAGGAUCAACGCCUCAUGCUUCCGUGUCGGGUCUUUAUCCGCUUGUUGGCUGGCGUUUGUUCGACGGCGAAACGGUUUAUGUUGCUGAAGGAGCGGCCAAUGAUGCAGGAUCGUUGAUUCAGUGGGCCAUUAAAACUGAUCUCGUGAAAAAUGCGGAUGAAACUUCAAGUCUGGCUAAAUCUGUUGAUGAUUCUGAUGGUGUAUUUUUUAUUCCAGCCUUCAGCGGACUUGGUGCACCUGUUCACGAUCACCGAGCAGCCACCGGCUUUCUAGGUUUGCGCCCUACGACAACCCGUGCGCAUAUGAUUCGGGCAUUGCUUGAGAGCGUCGCUUUCAGAGUAGCUCAACUUUAUGUUUGCACCAAGCGAGAGGUCGGUUUUGCGUUUAAAAAAAUACGAGUUGAUGGUGGUGUAUCACGCAAUUCCUUCCUCUGUCAAUUAUUGGCAGAUUUGACAGCACUACCUGUAGAGCGGGGGCCUCCAGAAAUGUCUGUGUUAGGAGCGGCGCUUUUAGCAGGAUUAACCGUUGGUAUGUGGAGGUCUAAAGAUGAAUUGCAUUCGGUACACAAGACAAAUGACACAUUUCUGCCGAACUUGCAUCGACACGAAAGUAUCGUAAAUACCAUGGAACAAUGGGAGCGUGCCGUUGAAAGAUUUCGGGACUGGUACGAACCCCAAAGCAUAGAGUCAAAACAUCUUAGGCACAAUUUAAAUACGAAGAUAUCAGAAAAGUGAUACUGUAAAUAUUUUAUAUUUUACCUCCAGUUUUCUCUGAUACAUACAGACUUACAAACAUCAUAAAUAAUACUCUCAAAUAAUAGUAUGCCCAUAUUGUAGAAUUUGUAACAUUCCCCUUGUAUUUUUGUUAAUGAAUAUCAAUGAUUUUUUAUGAAGUACUGUGAGAUGUAACA